GGCCGUUCGCAUCCGGCAACCAUCAGCCCUAGAAGUGUGUGACGUGUAAAAUUUCCACGCCAACAAAGCUGAUCCGAUUCAUGCCACCCGUGGAAUAUCUGCAACAUUCGGUGGGAACAUUUAUGAAAAGGAUUUCUCCUACGAUCAACGAUUCCGGUCUUGCGCUUUGGUCGAUGACACACGGGCACUCACGGUAGCCCCACCACGCGACCCCCCUCUCCUCACCCCUCACCCCUCACCGUUGCCAUGGAGAGCAUCGACAUGUCGGACCCGCAGACGCUCACGGUGGUAAUGAGCGCUGGCGCGAUCGUCGUCACGGCCGUGCUCGUCUACGCGUUCUCCGUCUUUGGAUUCCGCCAGAAGACCUACGAGGAGGCGCUGGAGGAGCAGCGUCGCCGCGACGAGCUGCUGGUCGCCGCCGGCAACCGUGCCCCGCAGCAGCCGCCCUCGAAGGCGGCGAAGACGGCAAAGAAGAAGCAGCAGCGCAAGAAGGAGAAGGCGGCGGCUGCUCCUCCUCCAGCUGAGAAGGAGAAGGGCAUCGCCGCGGCGACGCUUGGGGAGCAUGCGGGAGAGCACGUGGAUUUUAAGACGACUCCGGAGAUCAUCGAUGAGGAGGAAGCAAAACCUGAGGCUGCAAAGCAGCGGAAGAGGAAGGGAGGGGAGAAGCCGCGGCCGAUCCUCGUCAACAAGGAAGCCAAGGUUCACCUCACCCGUCCGGAAGACCGGCCGCGCAGUAACUCGUUCGUGGAGAUCUCGCCACGCGAUGAGAUUGAGCUGAAGCACCUGCAGGACGAGCGCCGCCGCAGCCGCACGCCGUCCGAGACAAUGCCAAGCGAGGACGAGAUGGUCACCGCCGCCCCCGCCCCUGCCGCUGCCGAGUCCAAUACGAGCAAGGGAAAAAAGCAGAAGGACAACGAAGCCUCGAAGCAGACGGCUGACUCCAAGGUCAAAUUUGUUGAUAUGAAAGUCGUUGGACAGAAGGUGGAGGAGAUCAGGGUCAUACAGGCUGCAGAGGAGGAGGAGGUUGUCAAGAAGGUUGAGAGCAAGAAGGAGGAGGCUCCGAAGGAGGAGAGGACAUCGCCCACGAAGAGACAGAGGAAGCCGAGAGAAGAGGAGAUACCAGGUGGCGCCAAGGUGAUGGAGGUGAUGAAGAUGGCAACGCUGACUGACACAGAAAUCCAGGUUCUUAUCGAAAUUCUGCUCAACAAGCAGCAGUCCGGAGACCAGUGGACGAAGAAGAGCCAGAAGACUGAUCCGAUAUCGCUGCUGAAGAAGCAGGUUGAGGAGAAGGAUGCUAAUCUCAUCGAAUCGCAGCAACAGCUGCAGUGCUUCACGAACAAGUGCAAGGAGAUAAG
Messenger RNA from Priapulus caudatus, 1355 nucleotides. Its product is annotated as ribosome-binding protein 1-like. Gene Ontology annotation, cellular component: endoplasmic reticulum membrane. Lineage: Eukaryota; Metazoa; Priapulida; Priapulimorpha; Priapulimorphida; Priapulidae. The record is from RefSeq and is a predicted model, not a curated record.